GGUGCAUGAUUUAACACAUGAUUUCGAGAAUUCCUGGGUUUGGAUUAUACAGUUAUAAGACACUGACACUCGUUUUUGUCCACACAUACGUUCGCUUAUCAACAUAUAACCGUCAAAAUGGUCGCCCUUCGUUGGACUGUAGCCGCAGUUCUUACUGCUACCGCAGUUUCUGCCUCUACGGAUGAGUUGCAGUUUAUUGCUCGCCUGCUCAAGCGUCAGGAGGUUGGCAGUGCCGCUUACAACUGCCACGACAACUGCGGCCAAGCCAUCAUCGAGGGACGAAGCAGCGACGAUGUGUGCAACGACGAAAUCUUCCUGACCGAUUAUAAGGCUUGUCUUCAGUGUUCCGGCCCGGAUAACCAAGACAUUUGGCAGUACUACGGAACCACGCUCACCAAAGACGCCAGCGCGUGCGGUCUAUCCACGACCCCGCUCUCUGGCUCGCAGCCAGAUGUUGGAGCCGCGAUCCCCGCCGGCGGCAGCACUUCGUCGGCCACUUCAACGGCUACCGAGGCCUCGUCAACUGAAACCCCGACGGCCACUAGCUCGGCGACAUCAGAGGCGACCACAGCUGCUACUUCCACCGCCACCUCCGGUGAAACAUCUGCGCAAGGUACCACUGCCUCCGCCACCGUAUCUGCGUCGGUGACGAGCGCUUCGAGUCCCGUGACCACCACCUACACCCCCACGGGCACUGGCAGCGCGAGCGGCAACGGAACCGCGACGACGUCGUCUGGGUUGGUCGUCGUCACCAGCGCCGCCAACGCCAACGCUGGUAGCUCCGUCGGCUUCUAUGGCGCUCUGGCGCUCGGCGCCCUGUAUGCUGCGGCGCAGUAAGGGUUGGGCUCUCCUACGUAGGUGUCCGGACUGCCAGAUGGAUGUACCGGUCACACCGUACGCUGUACACACCUAUGUAAC
Annulohypoxylon truncatum is the source of this 918-nucleotide messenger RNA. RefSeq lists its product as uncharacterized. The coding region runs from base 118 to 837 and encodes 239 amino acids. Lineage: Eukaryota; Fungi; Ascomycota; Sordariomycetes; Xylariales; Hypoxylaceae. The record is from RefSeq and is a predicted model, not a curated record. The transcript has 5 exons.